GGGGAGGUCUGGCCUGGGUUAUGGACCGAGACACAGCUUGUCGGGGUGUCUCAGGAUCGGGGUGAGAGGCUUUGUAGAGAUGUCCUAGGGGAUGUCAGGUGACAGACCGGGAAGUUUACUGGAGUGGCGGAGAAGGAACAGGUUGCAAAGAGAGGCGUGUCCCGGGCAUUUGUACAGGGGGUCAGUGUGGGGGUGGGUGUCCCUGGACUUUGUGUUUGUGUAUGUGCGUGUGUGGCGUCACUCGGCAUCACCUAGUGUUUCCUGGCGGAGAGUGGGAAGGGGCCGACCUCGUCAGACUUGCCGACAGGCUCACCCGCCUCUGCGGGCCACGUGAUUCUGUGGCUGCAGCCUCCGGACUGUGGUGGGGUCAGCCAGCAGCGGGGUCGCUUGCUCACCUGCCCCUCCCAUCUCGACAGCUCUAGGAAUCGGGGGUCUUGAACAGCUGCCCUGAUGUUCCUGCUGAUGUGUCUCUGGAAGCAAAUCCUAUCUGCAAACGUCGGGUUUACUCAAAAGCUGAAAUUAGGGGUUUUUUCUUUAAGACCUGGAUUUCCCUAUUGAUUUAGCAUAGGGUUCUUUGACAGAACAAAUACCCCAGUACAUUGAGAACUAGUCAGUUUGUGGAAAAUCAGCUUAAUUCAACACGUGUUGAGUUCAUGUGUCUGCCACGCUCCAAGCACAGUGUUGUGGGAAAUACUAGAGAAGAGCAGGACAGGUCCUUCCCCUCCUGGAGCCUUGUCUAGCCGGGAAGAUGGGACUGACCCUGCAGCAUAGGUAAAUAACAGCGUGAGGCAAGAAGGCGAUGAGCUCCUGCUGAGCACAGGGGUGCCGCUGUGUCUGGGGGUGGGGGCCCAGCCCACGUCAGCUCCCAGACCUCCUUCCUGUCUCGGCCCGCUGUGGGCGGGGGGGCUCCAGCUAGCUCCGCAGACCCCACCGCAGGCUUCCUCCGAGUCCUGCACAGUCCCGGGAGCUGCUCACAGUUGGUGAGGCUGCCCUGCGGGAGGGUGCUUGCCUGCCGCGCUGUAGCUCCGAUCUUCUGGGUGACCCUUGAGAUCUGACACCUGGAGCGGCUCAGCAGCGAAUCGUUAGAACACUGUGACCCGUAUUCUCUCAGGAGGAUUCCCAAAGGGAAGAUGCUUUGGUGCUGGUCCUGGAGCCCUCGCUGCCACACGCAAUGACCGAGGAAGAGCAGGGCCGGCCGGCGGCUGGGCUCUCGGCAGCGUCCCGCGCGCUCUGACCUGAUGGGUCCGGGAAGGCCGGCCGCUGUCACCAGGGCUCACCUGGCAGCCUGCGUCCAGCUACAUGGGAGCAGCGACCCUAGGACCCUCCAGGCCCAGAACCAGCUGCAGUUCAGCAGGAGUGCACCCGAGCACACAGGCACCCCGGCCGUGCGCUACUCCUGCCCGCACGCCAUCCGGAUCGAGAAGCUGAAGCACUCAUACCGUGAGUCAUACGGCUGUGAGGAUGCGGGCUGGCAUGGCAGCGGCCACGGGAGCGGCUCGGCCUCGUUCUCCGUCAUCUCGGAGGAGCGGCUCAGCUACGCCGUGCACCUGGCCAAGAGGGACGUGAAGCGCAGGCAGCUGGAGGAGCGCGUUGGGCGGCGCCGGCUCGGGGGGGAGCCCCGGCUCUCUCGUCUGCACAAGGUCCCCGAGCCCAGCAUGCAGAGGAAGGAACCGGGGAGCCGGGACACAUGCCCUUGUGGCCACCAGCCGUCCACGAUGGGAACGUCCUGCGCGGGUGCCAAGGUGUAUCUGUACGCACCUCAUCCGGCCCCGUCCCACCUGGCUGUGCCCCACUCGCCCCCCACCCACGACCCGGGCCUGGAGCCCCGCCCCAAGCUCGGCGGCCACCAGCAGCUGCUGGAUGUGCAGCGGCUCCAGAGGGAGCUGAGUACUUGCAUCCACAAGAUGGAAGAGGUCACGAAGAAAGACAGGACGGAAGUGGCUUUGGACCCCGAUGAGGAGCGACGCGCCCGAGUCAGGAGGCAGGAGCAGGCCGUGAGCUCGGCCCGGAUGCUGUAUGUCCUGCAGCAGCAGGUGAAGGAGAUCCAGGAAGAGUUGGAUAAAUUGAGCCCACGUGAGACCAGACACACGAAGAAGUCAUGGGCCAUGUCGCGGCUGGCAGCUGCCCACCGAGGAGCCAUCCGGGCCUUACAGGUGUUGGUGACGCAGCUUACGGACCGCGGGGAGCACCCGGUUCCUGCGCGCUGUCGGGAGCUGGGCGGCCUCAUCCGCCAGCUCUCGCUCUGCUCCGCCAAGCUGCACGCCGACCCCUCCGUCCCCAAUGUGGUUGCGGACAUCCUGCGACAGAUUGAGGCUUUGGAAUCCCUCCUGGAAAAGAAAUUGUCACCAAAAAAGAAGAAAAGUUUCACGGAAAUUCGGAGCAGGUUUCCUGUUGGUGGCCGUGGGGCCUUAGAGAGAUGGCAGAGUCCUUCUCCUAAGAGUGCGAGGAGAACCCUUGUAGCAAAGGAGUCGUUUCCCGAGGAAGCAAGGUGGCCUUCAGGGGCGAAGACGCUCCCGGCUGAUAACUGUCCCGCUGGGACAGCGCCUGCUGCGACCUGGAGGUUGGAGAACGGGCUGGAUGUAAUGGGUGCAGAGAGCCUUCCGGAAGAAACCCUGUCUGCUCCAGACCACAGCGCCAGCUUCUCGGGGGAUCCACUGGCCCUGGCGAGAGCCGGAGCUGCAGCGGGGAGGCCCACUACCAGGAGUGCGGUGCUCCGGAAGGAGGAGGCCCGGGCGCCAGCGAGGCCACCUCAGGGACUGCACAAAGCUGGAAGAGGAGGACCGACCCGGUCCCAGAGCAGAAGCCGACUGCAGCGCACCACAGUGUCCUCCAGACUGAAAGUGAGCCAGCAGCCUGUGAGGGACAGCAGAGCCCCUUGGGUGCCUCCGAACCCCACGUCCCCGCCAGCGUCUCCCAAGUGCGCUGCCUGGCUGAAGGUGAAGCCGAGCCCCAAGAGUGCUGCAAAGGAAGCAUGGCUGCGGCAGGACGAGGCUCCGGACGGGAGACCGCGGAGGGACGCCGUUGCGCAGGAAGCUGUGAGCAGGCUUGCUUGGCUUGAUGCCGAAACUUCCAGAACAGUGAAGGAGCUGGAGGAACUGAAAGCCGGAGCCUCGGACGAGAUGCGGAGGCGGGGGACCGCUGCGGCCUGGCCUCGCCACGUGGACGUGUACCCGUGUGACUGUGUGUGUGGUCUUUGCUACCAAGUGUCCCUCCUGGGCAGAGAUGCCGAACGUCGGGGGGCUGGGAAAGCUGAGAGAGUGUCAGACACCCAGCUAGCAGACAAGGUGGAGAAGGCAGUCCUGGAACGUUUGAAGCCUCUUCUGGUCACGGCCCAGAGGGUCAGCUCUUCUCAGGAAGCAGAUCAUCAGCCGAGGGACCGGCUGUCAGCAGACGUGGCAACCGGCCAGCCUGUGGAGGAGGCUGCAGCUGUGGACCGUGCAGCCCACAGCCUUCACCAGCUGGGGGACUGCUUGGAAAACGCUGCCCAUGGGCCCUGGACCACGACCCACCAUGGGGGCUUGGAGUCAGAAACCUCAGCGCCGAUUGGGGACGGCAGAGGCAGCCCGGAUCUGGAGGGCCUGAUGCUGCGGGUGGAGGAAAUGGAGAAAUACCGGGAGAUAAUUUGCCAGAGAUAUAGUAAAAUCGUAUAUGCUGAUCCUCACCUGUGGGGGCAGGAAGGAAAGACGGGGCAGGCCCCCCCAGCAGUAAGUGAGAGGCCUCUCUCUCCUCAUCCAAUCAGGAUCACAAAGACCCCAGCUCGCAGAGACCCCGACGUGAACAUCGUGUUGGAAGAACCCAGGAAUGCCAAUUCCCUGGACGAAAGCGUGGGGAUGGAUGAGAGGUCUGAGAAGAGCGGGGCCCGCCUUGCACCCCUCCCAGAAGAGUGUCCGCAGAAGGACGGCCAGACCGUGCUGCACGUUCCCCCAGGCCUGCGGCACAGCAUUGGCGACUACUGUAGCCGCUUCGAGCAGUACCUCCGCCUGGUUGCGCACGAGGCUGUGGGCACCUUCAACCCGUGGCUGUUGGCCGAGAGCUUCUCCGAUGAGCUGGUAGAUGAGGCUCUGGGGGCCGUGGCCGCGGAGCUGGAGGACGCGUGCGAGGACUACGCGGAAGCCGUGUUCACCUCAGAGUUCCUGGAGGCCGCAACCUGAGGGCUCCGUCUGCAGUGGAUUUCCUCCCCGGGGCGCAUGGGAGCCCCUGAGCCUGGCUGCCCCUCUGUGCCUACUGGGUGCUGCCCGCAGCAGGGGCCCCUUUCCAUCCUCUCGUGGUCGUGGUGAUGGCUCUGGUGGUUGAUGAUGGAGGGCAAGGUGUUUCUCAGCACCUGGAAAUUGUGAAUUAUGACAAUAUAAUAGUUUCUCAAUGUGUAGUUUCCCCAUUGAAAUCCUAUGUUUGUUUUGCCACUGAGUCUGGUAACAGGAGCAUGGGGAAAGGUGCUGGCAGGUGUAUUUCCCGAAGGUCCACGUUGCUGCCCAGCCGCCUGCACCCGUGGCUCCUGUGCUCCCGUCAUCCCGAGCUCGCUUCCGUCGGUCCCCGCGACGCCGCGCCAUGCAGACAGAGCCCACCAGCCCUCGGCGUCCCGCCAGCCAGUUCUCACUCCGGCGGUCCUCUGCACCAUGGCCCGCAGCCUUGUCUCGCCCUAGCGGCCGUGUUCUGAUGUCCAGACUGUGUCAGCACACGGGGGCCAUUGGAGGCCGUCGGGAGGGUCCCGGGCUGGUGUCCCUGUCCUCUGGGCCAGCAUAUUCCACGCCUGUGGACCCGCAGAGGACCAGGUGGGAGGAGAGGCCUGGGCCAGAGCAGAGGACCCGCCUGGAUGCGGAAAGCCCGGCAGGUCCCCCGGGAGAGGAAGACACCUGAGAGCCACAGCCGAUUCGUUUCGUCCACUCCAAGCUGUGUUUUACCAAGAAGUGCCUCUGGCUUUUCAGAAACAGAAAAGGAAUGUGCAUGAAAGUAAGGUCACUUCCUGGAAGAAGGUUCUCUUCGUCAGCUGGCCUGGCUCGGCUCGGCCAGGGAUGAUGUGACUCCUUAGGACGCGGUCGGUAUCACAGCUGUACUUUCUCUGGCGCGAGCGAGUUUGAGGCAACCGCGGGAGCGGCUUGGCCAUACAGCCGCGCGCACUCCUGGGCCGGGGUGGUGCUGGCCUUCUGCUCGAAUUAGUGUGGCCUCAGGACCAAGAAGGCUCUGGGGCCAAAGGUCGUCCCUGUGCGGCGCACGUGGUGGUUCAAAGUCAUCUGUGGGGCAGUUUGUACUGCACUGAUUUUUAAAUAAACUAAGGAUUUUCCAGUA
Molecule: messenger RNA, 5283 nt
Organism: Mustela lutreola (European mink)
Lineage: Eukaryota; Metazoa; Chordata; Mammalia; Carnivora; Mustelidae
Product: KIAA0753 ortholog
Exons: 19
Coding region: 1239-4151 (970 amino acids)
Biological process (GO): protein localization to centrosome; centriole replication
Cellular component (GO): centriolar satellite
Source: RefSeq, a predicted model, not a curated record